Messenger RNA from Mugil cephalus (flathead mullet), 1030 nucleotides. It is a transcript of the gene mad2l1, whose product is annotated as MAD2 mitotic arrest deficient-like 1 (yeast). The record is from RefSeq and is a predicted model, not a curated record. The transcript has 5 exons. Gene Ontology annotation, cellular component: nucleoplasm; cytoplasm; kinetochore. Bases 111 to 719 code for a protein of 202 amino acids. Lineage: Eukaryota; Metazoa; Chordata; Actinopteri; Mugiliformes; Mugilidae. Gene Ontology annotation, biological process: mitotic spindle assembly checkpoint signaling.
ACCGGCGCAGCUGACCGAUUUCAAACUGAACGGCGGGUAGUUGGAGCUCACGGAGAGAAACACAACAGAGGCCCAUUGUCGAGAAUUUGACCCCAAAAAGUGUUACGAAAAUGACCAGCACUUUGAAAGGAAUUACCCUGAAAGGAAGCGCUGAGCUCGUGGCCGAAUUCUUCUCUUUCGGUAUCAACAGCAUCCUGUACCAGCGCGGCAUCUAUCCGCCGGAGACGUUCACCAGAGUCACCCACUACGACAUGAGCCUCCAGCUCACCACCGACCCCAAGCUGAAGAACUACCUGACCAACGUGGUGUCUCAGCUCAAAGAGUGGCUGUUUGAGUGCACGGUGCAGAAGCUGGUGCUGGUGAUCACGUGUCUGGAAACCAACGAGGUGCUGGAGAGGUGGCAGUUUGACAUCGAGUGCGACAAGUCGGCCAAGGAGAGCAGCGCUCCCAGGGAAAAGUCCAUUAAGACCAUUCAGGACGAGAUCCGCUCCGUCAUCAGACAGAUAACGGCCACAGUCACGUUCCUGCCUCUGCUGGAGACGCCAUGUGCGUUUGACCUCCUGAUCUACACGGACAAAGACCUGGUCGUCCCGGACAAGUGGGAGGAGUCUGGGCCUCAGAUCAUCGACCAGUCGGAGGAGGUUCGCCUCCGCUCCUUCACCACCUCCAUCCACAAGGUGAACAGCAUGGUGGCCUACAAGAGGACCGACUCCGCCUGAACCAGCUGCAUAUAGACCCCCCUCCCUCAACCCCCCCCGUACAUAAACUAGUAGGUUUUACAUGGCUCUGUCUGACCUCACAGUCUUCGCCUUCGUUUUUUCCCUUUUCACGGCCUUCGCGUCGUCUCAUUUGUUUAUCUGGGAUGGAUGUGAAGACGAGCUGCUCUACACCUGGUGUAAAUAUUUCUCAUAUUUCUCAGUGUUUGUCUUUAGUGCUUUCGCUUUCUUUUCAAAAUGUCAACCUCUGUUUUAGAAGAUAGUGGUUUAUAUGUUCAACCUUUUUUUAAAAAAGAAAACAACUCAUAAAUGCC